Molecule: messenger RNA, 1521 nt
Organism: Neocloeon triangulifer
Lineage: Eukaryota; Metazoa; Arthropoda; Insecta; Ephemeroptera; Baetidae
Exons: 6
Coding region: 1-1521 (506 amino acids)
Source: RefSeq, a predicted model, not a curated record
AUGGUUGAAAUUUUUCACGUCAGCCUUCCUAAACUUAUCAAAAACGCUAUUUACUCACACGUCCUGAAGUUCGAGAACAUCCAAUUGACACAAACGGAAGAAGUCACGCCAAUAUCUGAAGCAGAACAAAUUUUCCAAUCAGUUUCAGUCACUUCUGGAGACUUGAUCAAAACCCGUCGGCCUCAGAUGCAACUGAAAAUUCCCAAAUUUUUUAGAAUCAAUCCAGGAAGACCUCUCAAGAUUUUCUUGGUCAGGCAGCUGACAACUACUGCAAAUUUCUCUUCCGUCAAGGCACGGAAAAGUGUCGUGGCCAAGGCUACAAAAAGAGCAGCUGUGAUUGCAAAGAAGACACCUGUGUCCGCCAAGCGUUUAACAAUAAAUAGGAUCUUUGCUAAAUCUGGUAAACUGACCACGAAGAAAGCGAGCCGCCUUGUUAGGACCACUUUAAGGAAUAAUCACAUCACUGGAAAAAAACAAAUUGCAAAAACAAGCAAGGCUGAUAUUGGGAUCUCCUUAAAAGCAAUAAAUUCAAUUGUGCAAACGACAAAAACCACUACAUUACCAACUACAAAAGAAAACAUAUCAGCACCUGAAAAUUCCACGCUGAAUGACAAUAAUGAGGAUACUGAAGAGAAAGACCAAAAUGAGCUGGAAGAAUCAUUUUCACCUUCCUCAAUUAUUGGAACUGCGGGAAUUGAUAUCAAAACUGAGGCAGAAUUUUUUCAGACACAAUCAACGCUAAUAACUACAAAGCUAACUGGAUUAAUGGAACUGAAGAAAACUGAAAAAGAAAAUACUACUAAAGUUCUAGAUGCAUUAGAAGAGACUGGUGAGGUUUCAACUAUUAAGGCUUCUUCGGUGAAAUUCUUUGUGCUGACAGCAAAUUCAACAACUAAUGUUACAUCCACUAGUAGAGCGAUGUUAAAAAAUAAUGCUGAUGAAGACACCACAGCUAAUGUUAAUAAUGGUGAGAUUGAUGAGGAUCAAGCAGAUGUAACUGACAUUGACAUGGACUUGAAAAUUGAGACAAACGAUACCGAAACCAUAUUAGUAACAAAUUACACACUACCUUCAUCGUCUGUAAGAAACUCCACGUCAGGAACCUUUUCAUCUGUAUCGACUACAUUUACUAUUUCUUCGAGCUAUGCAACAACUGUGGCCCCUGAAACAAUCACGCGAAUUAUUAAAAGUAAUAGUUUAGCAACACCGCCAAUAUUUGCCCCUCCUCUACAGACAUUCGCACCACCAACCUUCAGACCACCAGUCUCGUUUCAACCCACUCCUUUCCCCCAACCUUGGCGCCCUUUUGGUCCAACCACAACUCGCCCGACCACAGUUACGACCACCAAAUUUGACUACGUUGACGUGGACAGCUUGAUCAAUGAGGCCAACUCAGAAACGACUGCAGUGCCCACCGACGAUCAGAGGAACUUUGGAGGCAUCGACAUUGGUAACAUGGUUGGUGGCUUUCUGGGUGGCUUUGCAAACGCCAUCACUACGCCUAAAGAUGUCAAUGGCUAA